Oncorhynchus gorbuscha (pink salmon) is the source of this 3148-nucleotide messenger RNA. RefSeq names its product phosphoglucomutase 2-like 1 (gene pgm2l1). Gene Ontology annotation, biological process: carbohydrate metabolic process. The coding region runs from base 496 to 2346 and encodes 616 amino acids. Lineage: Eukaryota; Metazoa; Chordata; Actinopteri; Salmoniformes; Salmonidae. Gene Ontology annotation, molecular function: intramolecular phosphotransferase activity; magnesium ion binding; glucose-1,6-bisphosphate synthase activity. The transcript is spliced from 14 exons. The record is from RefSeq and is a predicted model, not a curated record.
UGUGGCUGUGGUAACUAGUCCCAACCUCUACUAACUAGUUUACCAUAAUAAAGACAACUUGAGUGUCAAGAUAGGACAAGGCUGGUAAGGAUGGGUCAGUAUGUUGCUACACAUGAUAACUAGUUAUAACUAGCUAGCGUGCUGUUUUCAAGUGUGUUCACGCCAUCCAGAUGUCCACUGCGGAUGAUAACAUCGUACUACUACUAGUAACUAGCUAGCUCGGUCGCUCAACAACACCACUCUGCACGUCCAGCUAACGUUAGCGAGCUAGCGUCAUAACGGUUUGUUAGACAAUACAUUCAUUUUCUUAUCUUCUGUUAGCUAGCUAUAUCUGUUUGCUGAGUUUCGGUAGCCAAAGCAAACACUCACACACAGACAACGCCAAGACCGAUACGAUAGCUAGGGGCGUUAUGUCCUGCCUGGCCUAUUGCUAGCUUGUGAGUUUGCUAGUUUUGUAGUUAGCUAGCUUGAUGUUUUGCUGCACAAUAUCUUACUAUGGAGAACAACGGAGACCUGGACCUAAAUUGCCAUGCAACUGGGGACGUGCGACUUGAUAAGGCUAUUUACCAAUGGAUAACGUGGGAUAAGAAUCCACAGACCAGAGCUCAGAUAGAGGCCCUUUUGCUGGAUGGGCAAGUUGAGGAGCUGAGGCGUAGGCUCUGCUCCAGGAUGGCGUUUGGGACGGCAGGGCUGAGGGCAGCCAUGGGUGCAGGCUUUGCCCUCAUUAAUGAUCUGACCAUCAUCCAGUCCACACAGGGUAUGUACAAAUACCUGGCCAGGUCUUUCCCCGACUUCGGUAGCCGUGGCAUAGUGGUUGGAUACGACACGCGAGCGCAGGAGGCCAGUGGUUGCAACAGUGAACGACUUGCCCGGUUGACUGCAGCUGUGAUGCUUUGUAAAGAUAUUCCUGUGUUUCUUUUCUCCACAUAUGUCCCAACUCCCUUUGUGCCAUAUGCUGUAAAGAGGCUGGGCGCUGCAGCUGGUGUGAUGGUCACUGCCUCUCACAACCCUAAAGAGGACAAUGGAUACAAGGUUUACUGGCACAAUGGAGCUCAGAUCUCUUCUCCUAACGACAAGGAGAUCCUGAAGUGCAUUGAAGAGAGCUCAGAGCCAUGGAGCGAGUCCUGGAACGAGAGUUUGGCAGACAACAGUCCACUGAGGAGCGAUCCACUGAGGGAGAUAUCCAAAAAGUAUAUGGAGGACCUCAGCUCUGUUUGUUUCCACAGAGAACUCAACACCAAGUCCCCGUUGAAGUUCGUGCACUCGUCCUUUCACGGAGUAGGGCAUGACUACGUCCAGCAGGCUUUCCGGGCAUUUGGGUUCCCCCCUCCUAUCCCUGUGCCAGAACAGAAAGAUCCUGAUCCAAACUUCUCCACUGUCAGCUGUCCAAAUCCAGAGGAAGGAGAGUCUGUUUUGGAGCUCUCCCUUCGCCUUGCUGAGAGAGAGAAUGCCACGAUUGUCAUGGCAACUGAUCCAGAUGCAGAUCGGUUGGCUGUUGCAGAGCAAUCUGACAGGUGCCGAUGGAAAGUUUUCACAGGUAAUGAACUUGCAGCUCUGCUGGGCUGGUGGAUGCUGUUCAAUUGGAAGGAGACUCACCCAGACCCGGCUGAUAGGGAGAGGAUGUACAUGCUGGCCACCACCGUAUCCUCCAAGAUCCUCAAGGCCUUUGCACGGAUAGAGGGCUUCCAUUUUGAAGAAACAUUGCCUGGUUUCAAAUGGAUCGGAAAGAAAAUACACGAGUUGGCAAAAACGGGGAAUGAAGUGAUCUUCGCCUUUGAGGAGUCUAUAGGAUUCCUGUGCGGCAGCAUGGUCCCAGAUAAGGAUGGAGUGAGUGCAGCUGUGGUUGUGGCUGAGAUGGCCUCUUAUCUUUACAACAAGAACCUGACCCUUCAUCAGCAGCUAGAGAACAUCUUUGAAAUUUACGGUUAUCACAUUUCCACAACGUCAUAUGUCAUCUGCCACGACCCCACUACUGUCAAGAGAAUAUUCACACGUCUUCGGAACUUUGAGGGCGAGAACACUUACCCCAGAUCCUCGGGUGGACACAGCAUUGUGGACGUGAGAGAUGUGACUACAGGAUAUGAUAGUAGUCAACCUGACAAAUUUUGCGUGCUACCUAUGACAAAGAGCAGCCAAAUGAUCACCUUCACUCUGCAGAAUGGGAUCGUGGCCACACUAAGGACCAGUGGCACAGAGCCAAAGAUUAAGUUCUACACAGAAUUCUGUGCACCACCCGGAAAAAGUGACAUCUCAAGUCUUGAGGAGGAACUUAAGAAAGUAACAGAUACUCUCGUCGAGGAGUUUCUGGAGCCUGAUAAGAACAACUUGAUUCGCCGAUCAAUCUAGUUGGGCUUUUCAUCUCUAUACAGAUGCAUCGGUCGUAUUGUUGUACUAUCCUGCUUAUGUUCUAUUAAUGUUUUUCCUAACUGUGAAACCAAAAUGUACUUCAGACUAUUGCUUGUCUGGGUUUUUUCAUUUGGUGUGCAAGGUGGGUUACGUGGAUUAAUAUGCAGGAGUAGAAUUUGUAAACCAGAAUCUGUUUUUGUCACAUGAGGAUUUUCCAUUUAUCUCAAAUAAGUAGCCUAAGGUAUACACCAGGACAGUCUGUGCCGUUCCAUGAGACAAAAUCGCAAUGAGGUGAGAUGACAUGCAGCCCCCAGACAAGGUUUACUCAUGAAAAUGCCUCUUCUCCAUUGUAGUGCACAUACCCAUACCAGUCAUUUUGUUCCUAGUAGGCUGUGCUAAUAGGCACACCUAAUAGAUGUGUAUGUGGUAUAUGAACAGUACCUCUCACUUGUCGCAUGCUGCUUCUAAUCUAUGUACAGUUGAUAAACUGUACCCAAAGGCUAAGUAUUGUAAGGUAUGACAUUGCACAUGUACGUAAUGGAAAUGCCACUCCUGCCUCCCCAUCUGUUACAUUGCAUCAGUGAGCGUUACAGCUUCAAUCAUUUCAUAGUCUUAACACCUGUGCUCUGUAAGUACCCAUAUCAAAAUGGUAAUCCAGAAAGGAAGAAAUACACUACGUGGCCAAAAGUAUGUGGACACCCCUUAAAAUGUGUGGAUUUGGCUAUUUCUGCCACACCCGUUGCUGACAGGUGUAUAAAGUGGAGCACACAGCCAUGCAAUCUCCAUAGACAAAUAUUGGCAG